AUGGGAUACUCGCUGAGAUAUCUAAUUUCUUAUUUAAUUACCCUCUCCAUUAUUGUAGUGUUUCUGCUUAUCAUUACAGGAAGAAUUGAUCUUCUUUUACUAUUGAAGACUACUAAUCCUUACUCUUGGGCGGUACUUGGAAUAGCAUUAUGUAUAGGACUAAGUAUUGUGGGAGCAGGAUGGGGUAUUUUCAUUACAGGAUCAAGUAUUUUGGGUGGAGCUGUCAAAGCCCCGAGAAUUAGAACCAAGAAUCUUAUAAGGUUAGUUGCUAUUUAUGGAGUCAUCAUGGCUAUUGUAUUUUCUGCAAAAUUACAAAGUGUAUCAGGAGAAACUUUGUAUACACCAUCAAAUUAUUUUACGGGUUAUUCACUUUUCUGGGGAGGAGCAACAGUAGGAUUUUGUAAUCUGUUUUGUGGGAUAGCUGUGGGGAUUUCUGGAAGUACAGCUGCUUUGGCUGAUGCACAAGAUCAAACAUUAUUUGUUAAAAUUUUGGUAAUUGAAAUUUUUGGAAGUGUACUUGGAUUAUUUGGUUUGAUUAUUGGAUUACUUGUGAUUGGUCAAAAAUUCUGGGAAGCUAUCUCUGCUGAACACGGUCUUGACCCCUCAGGUGCUUAUCAUGGAGACAGUGAUUUACAGUUAGAACGAAUCGACGUAUAUUAUAAUGAAGCUAUGGGUGGAAAAUAUGUGCCAAGGGCUAUACUAAUAGAUCUUGAGCCCGUAACUAUGGAUUCUAUCCGAUCUAGUCCGUAUGGUGCCCUUUUCAGACCAGAUAACUUUGUAUUCGGUCAGUCCGGUGCUGGUAACAAUUGGGCCAAAGGUUAUUAUACCGAAGGUGCUGAAUUAGUUGAUACUAUCUUGGAUGUUCUUCAUAAAGAAGCAGAGUCCACUGAUUGUCUUCAAGGAUUUCAAGUAACUCAUUCCCUUGGUGGUGGUACCGGUUCUGGUCUCGGAUCCUUAUUAUUAUCUAAGAUCCGUGAAGAAUAUCCGGAUCGUAUGCUGUGUACAUUUUCAGUAGUUCCUUCACCAAAAGUGUCUGAUACAGUGGUUGAACCAUAUAAUGCCGUACUCUCAGUUCAUCAAUUAGUAGAAAACAGUGAUGAAACUUUCUGUAUUGAUAAUGAAGCCUUAUACGAUAUUUGUUUCCGUACAUUAAAAUUAACCAACCCAAGUUAUGGUGAUCUUAAUCAUCUCGUAUCAGCUGUUAUUAGUGGUGUCACGACUUGUUUAAGAUUCCCUGGUCAAUUAAAUAGUGACCUUAGAAAACUUGCAGUUAAUAUGGUUCCUUUCCCACGUUUGCAUUUCUUCAUGGUUGGAUUUGCACCAUUGACAUCACGUAGUUCUCAAGGUUUCCGUGCUCUCACAGUACCAGAAUUGACAGCACAAAUGUUUGACUCUCGUAAUAUGAUGGCAGCAUCUGAUCCACGUCAUGGACGUUAUUUGACAGUUGCCACAAUUUUCCGUGGUAGACUUUCAACCAAAGAAGUUGAACAACAAAUGCAUAUGAUUCAAACUAAAAUGAGUGCAUACUUUGUUGAAUGGAUUCCAUCAAGUGUAAAGACAGCUGUGUGUGAUAUUCCUCCAAUUGGGCUUACAAUGUCUGGUACCUUUGUUGGUAAUAGUACAGCAAUUCAAGAACUUUUCAAACGUAUAAACACACAAUUCACCGCUAUGUUUAGACGAAAGGCUUUCUUACAUUGGUAUACUGGUGAAGGUAUGGAUGAAAUGGAAUUCACUGAAGCCGAAUCCAAUAUGAAUGAUUUAGUUUCUGAAUAUCAACAAUAUCAAGAAGCAGCCACUGAAGAGGAUGUUGAAUAUGAUGAAGGUGUUGAGGGUGAGGAAGAAUAUGUUGCCGAGGAAGAAGCCGAAUAA
This is a messenger RNA of Diversispora eburnea, 1869 nucleotides long. The record is from the annotation of a GenBank genome assembly. Lineage: Eukaryota; Fungi; Glomeromycota; Glomeromycetes; Diversisporales; Diversisporaceae.